GUGACAGUCGACGCGGUGACCCGGAACUGGUCGGCGGGGAGCGCUGACCCCGAGUGCCUUGGCUUGCCAUAGCAACAGGCAAGCGGCAUGGAGAGAAGGGAGGAGGUGCGCCCACCACGUGCACUUCCACCAGUGCCAAGCACCAAAGUCAAAGAUGUACCUAUAAACAAGGCUAGAAAGAAAAAAUCCAAUGCGAGCAAUGGAGUAGACACACUUGUGACUUCAACUGGGCGACGCUAUUCUGAAAGUAUCGAACCCCUUACCCCAGAUCUUCAGGGUACUGCUCCUAAGAAGAAAAAGAAGAAAAAAAAGCUAUCAGCUGAAUUGGAAACCUCCUUCACCCAGCAGAAUGCCUCUGACGUGUGCAAUUUCUACACUGGACCGGAUGAUGAAGUUACUCGGAAAAUCAAGAAGAGAACCAAGAGAACACGGCCUGCUGGUUACAGUAAUGAGCUUGAAGUGGAAGAAGAAGACAUUAUCAGUGAGGGGCAGGCUCCUCAGCUCAGAGGUCCUAUUUUUGCCAUAUCAGCUUGUUCGAGCCAGCCUGUGGACAAAGUCUUCCUGGAACGAAGCCGUCGAUUCCAGGCCACAGACAGGAUGGAGAUACAGAAAUCUGCCGAGCAGGUUGAUGUGUACAUGGAGGUCAAGCCCACCUUGACAACCAGAGACGUCUCUUUACAGGUACACCGUGGAUUCAGGAUAAUUGGGCUUUUCUCACAAGGGUUUCUGGCUGGAUACAUGGUUUGGAAUAUCAUUGUAGUUUACGCACUGUCGGGUAACGAUUUAUCUAAACUCCCAAAUCUACUGCAACAGUACAGCUUGUUGGUCUACCCAGGACAGUGCCUCCUGUACAUGCUGCUUGCCAUCAGCACCGUCUCUGCAUUUGACAGGCUUAAUGUAGCUGAUGCACCAAUGGCAGUGCGUAGAAUUGUAACACUGGAUCCUGCUGCAUUGGCCUCUGUCUUGUACUUCAUAGCUCUGGUAUUAUCACUGAGCCAGCAGAUGCCCAGUGACAGGCUUAACAGGUAUCAAUUCGCAGCAGAAUUGAAUUACACUCUUUGGCCUUCUGGAUCAGAGUUUCACAUUCUGCACCCUUGGAUUGUAGUGAACCUUGUAGUGAGCAUCUUGGUUGGACUGGCCUGGAUCUUCCUGUCAUAUCAUCCCAUGCUUGACUAUACCGAAGAAUCGGAGUUUGCAUCACACCUGAAUGACAUUGGUGCUUCCGAUGAGAAAGUUAAAGCUCAAGCAUAAAGUAUGAGCCUUUAGUACUGAAGGUGUGUGGAGCAUUACAUCUGAAUGGUCUGGCUACAAGAGACUUUGAAUUCCUUUUGUAUAGCUGUAUUGAGCAAAUUGUCUGGUGCAGAUGCCCAUGCUUAUGUUUUACCCCGAAGUCAAUUUCCAUCUCUUUUGGACAGAAGUUGAAAGGAUGGCCAUAUCACAUGUUAUAGCUUCUCGUGAUCCAAUAUGAACAGCCCUGUAGAUAUCAGGUACAAGUCGACCUUUGAAGCUACAAAGAAUUCCUUCUGAAACUUGGAUCAACAUAUACAUUGAGUAUGCUGGUGUGGGUGGCCUCCGUCUGUGUUUGCAGUGACUCCUUUGUGUGGGUGUGUCUUAAACUUUUGUGCAUCCUUGCUGAAUCUCUUGCACCCUGAUGUAAAGUACCAGUAAGAAAAAAAUUCACUUGUGGGGUGAAAAUUGAGGCUGACUACUAAUACAAGUACAACAUGUCACAAACAGUAUGGGAAGGGGUCAGUUUAUACACUGAGAAUAUGCAAAAUCAAGAUUUAUUUGGGGCUGAUAAAGAGGAAGUCCUGCUCUUAUACUGGGUUGACUUAUAUCCCUAAUUUACUGUAAUAUUGGAUUGGGUGUCAAGUAGGGUUGUAUACUGUCAUUUGUAACUGACACCCACAUUCAGAUACUGCUCAGAUCAAGGGAGCUGAAGUUUGCUUUGCUAGUUUCAGGAGAGUUAUGAAUAAAUGCUUACCAUUCAAAACAACCCUAAAGCAGAACACUUUCUCUUUGUUUCACUUGUGGAAUGUGGGCAUCUCCUUAACUUUGCUAAGAUGACAGAGUUGAUUUUAUCAGAUGCUCAAUGCAGAAAAUAGUUUAGAAAAAAACACAUGGAUGCAAUAAGGGAUGCCGUUCUGACACAGGGAUGAAGAAGAUUUUUAGGACACAGUAACCUUCUUGUACCUUCCCUGGGAAUGUUUGAUGGAACAGUGGUCAGAAAGCUUUACUCAGUAUCAAUAUUCAUCUGUACUUGCCCUCAGGGUGUUUGAUGGGACAGUGUGGAGGGAGAUUUACACUGUAUCUAACUCUGCCGUACCUGUCCUGGGAGUGUUUGUUGAGAUAGUGUAGAGGGAGCUGUAUUUUAUCCAACCAUUCACAAAUGGGAAAAUCUUUCCGUGUUCCUCAGCAUGUUCCUUGUCAGGAGGUGCAGAGCCCAGUGCUCAAUGAUAGUUUAAGGGAAGCUAGAUAAACACAUGAGGCAGAAAGGAUUAGAUGAAGAGGGAUGGGAGGAACCGUAUGAGGCGCAAAUGCUGACGUUGGGCCGAUUGGCCUGUUUCCGUAAUAUAAACCUGACAUAGUGAACCAGUGAAACAGUGGCCUGCUUUACUCAUGUUUUGGCAGCUCCCAACAAAGUAAUAAAGUGGAAAAGAGAAGCAGUAAAACUGCCAUCUUCAGUACCUACCUCCAAAAGUGAAACAGUUGGCAACUGGUCACAGUAAUUGCCAAAACUGCCAGGGAGCUGUAUACAGGUUAAGCCAAACAGCUGUGUUAGUUUGAAUUUGAGAAGAUUUUUGAAAAGGGAAGAGGAAGUAGAAGGUUGUUGUGCAGCAUAUCUCUUAAAAAGAAGUCCAGCAGAAUCAGUCAAUAUUUCAGGACACAUACAGCAUGUGAGCCUCAUUAAUGAACAUGAAUUGUCUCUUUUAAAUGAAAGGAAUUUUUAUCCAAAAUGACUCAACAGUCACUCUUGCAUCUUAGUCGUUACCAUGAAACCUCAAGGGCCAUGUCGCUAUUUGUUCCUAUCCACCUCAAGUUACUGAUACCAACAAAGCUUGAGGUUCUGAUUUAGGAUUUAUUAAUUGCUAAAUUACUGCAGGAAACAAAACAAUAAAUAAUAUAAACACAAAUAGAACUGAGCGAUCUGGCUAACUAGUCUGAGAGCCAGUGUUAGCUCACAGUUUGCUUUAGAGUGUCUAAUUAUUUAUAGGAAGGUCAUGGAGCACAUUGGGUCGUAUCUUUCCCUCUGAGCUAGAGUGGGUUUGAGGACCAAGGAUGGUCAAGAAAGACUGGAUUCAGAACCUGCCUCCUGGGCUUAAAUGUGGUUUAGAUCAUGGAUUUGUAGGUUGGACCUGUCAUUGGGAAGAAUUUAAGCUGAUGCUUUACAGGUAUUAGCCACAGCUCAGAUCUUUCCAUAAACAGAAGAUCUUUGAUUCAAAUUCCACUGGAGAAACUGGUGUACAAAGUUUAAGCUAAUGCUUUGUGCAGCACUAAGGGAAUGGUGCAUUGUCAGGGAUGCCUCUUUCUGCAAGUGAAUUUGAAAGAUCCUCCACGACUAUUCAGUGUCUCAGGCAAUACUUUUGUCUGACAACUGAAAUCAAUAAAACAGCUUGGUCAUUUAUGUCAUUUCUAGUUCUGGAAUCUUGCUGUGCACACCUGGCUGCUUUGUUUCUUACACUACAACAGCAACUUCAAAAGUACUUCAUUGAUGUAAAGCUCCUUAUAACUUUGAGAUUAAAAGUACAAGUUGUUAUCUCUCAAUUUUUACUUUGAAAUAUGAGCUAUACCAUCAUAAUAAAUUAAAGCAUUUGAAUCAAAA
This is a messenger RNA of Rhincodon typus (whale shark), 3823 nucleotides long. Its product is annotated as transmembrane protein 237. Gene Ontology annotation, biological process: cilium assembly. Lineage: Eukaryota; Metazoa; Chordata; Chondrichthyes; Orectolobiformes; Rhincodontidae. The transcript has 13 exons. The record is from RefSeq and is a predicted model, not a curated record. Bases 88 to 1251 code for a protein of 387 amino acids. Gene Ontology annotation, cellular component: ciliary transition zone.